Messenger RNA from Enterobius vermicularis (human pinworm), 1443 nucleotides. NCBI's taxonomy places the organism in Eukaryota, Metazoa, Nematoda, Chromadorea, Rhabditida, Oxyuridae. The record is from the annotation of a GenBank genome assembly.
AUGGUGACAGUUAAAACUUUUAAAGAUUACUAUUCUGAUAAUCUGAAUGCACUAUUGGGUUUCGCGGACAGUUAUACGUUGGCAACUGUUGCAAAAGUUACUGCUGGUUUACCGGACGGUUUACCAAUCGUUACAACUGCUGGACGUGUUUCAGCAUUAGGCGUCAAAUCUGAAUAUCCAUAUUUGACGCGUCUGAUGGGCAGUUGGGAUCAACUGGCAGCUGGUGUUUAUAAAUUUUUACAGAUUGAUAAAUUAACAGAAACCUCAACGUUAUAUAAUAUUGGUUUCUUCCUUCAUGAUCCAAAACGAUCACCAAAAGCAAAAAAAGCUGCCGAACAAAAUGAAGUGUCGAGCGACUGUUAUUUUGCUAUGCACGGUAUUAAACAGUAUUUUGUCGAUCACAAUCAAAAGUAUCGUGAAAAGUGGCGAAGAUAUAUACCAACAUCAAUUUUUGAUGAGCAAUACUUGGACUCAAAAACAAUUCAAAAAUUGCUCAAAGAGCUGACAACAAUAUCAAAUACAAUACUGCUUUGUGGUUCGCCAAAGACAGUUCGCAACGUAAUGAAAGAAGCCGAAAAUUUGGGAUUAACAACAUCUGGAAACUUUUCAUUCUACAAUAUCGAUUUAGGCGCUACACCAACUGCUUCAGACAAUAACGACCGAAUGCCACAGUAUUCUUCAGGCCUACAAUCACUGAGAACAAUUGGUUUUCGUCGAUUCUAUGAUAGUAAAUACUAUGAAACUGAACAGCGGAUUCGUGAUCGAGCUGAAAACUUCUAUAAUUAUGGUGCUAAAUAUGGUAAACCAUAUAGAACAAAUGACUUUAUAAUGUCUUUCUAUGAUGCUGUUAUGCUUUAUGCAAAAGCGUUAAACCAAAGUUUAGCCAGUGGUCAACGAAUACAGGAUACAUCAUUGUUGACAAAAACUAUGUGGAACCUAAAUUUUAACGGUAUUAUCGGCAACGUUUCAUUCAAUGAACGUGGUGAUAAAAAAAUGCAAACUGUUCUUUCCACCUACAGUCCUGUUCGGCAGCGUUUUACUGAUGUUGCAACCUAUUCAGAUGCCGAUGAUCGACUGCAGAUUAUUGAUGCCUUACUUUUCAAGUCUACUGUUCCAAAAAUAUCAGCAGCUAACAGUGCUCCUGCAAUUCCGUCGGUUAGUUUGGAUACUCAAUCGACGCUUGAUCGACGCUUCAAUUAUGAGCCAAAAUUGGUGGUUAUUGUUGUGUUGGCAUUGACAAUGACUGUAAUUUUGAUUGUUGCAAUCAGCCGUGAUCGUAGUCAACGGGCUCAACUAUCAAAGCUUCGAUCCGGUUUUGAUGGUAAACUGCUACAUCAACAGUUUUUGGAUGCCGAAAAAGAUGCAUUGAUGGUAUGGCAGAAGACAUCAUUAGCCAACAAUCCUCUGAUUAAACUGCACGUUACUAACGAUAGUAACUGUUAA